This is a messenger RNA of Corythoichthys intestinalis (scribbled pipefish), 1770 nucleotides long. RefSeq names its product leukocyte elastase inhibitor-like. NCBI's taxonomy places the organism in Eukaryota, Metazoa, Chordata, Actinopteri, Syngnathiformes, Syngnathidae. Gene Ontology annotation, molecular function: serine-type endopeptidase inhibitor activity. The transcript is spliced from 10 exons. The coding region runs from base 210 to 1526 and encodes 438 amino acids. The record is from RefSeq and is a predicted model, not a curated record.
CUUGAUGCUUCCCAUGCACUAGUUAAACUGGAACGAAACCAAUCCAGCUGCUUGACUGAUCACCGUUUGUGGACAGCACAAAUAGCAACUUGAUAAAAGUCAUACUACAAGAACUGAAUCAAGUCCAGUCCUUCAAAGCAUCUUACAAGACACUAUUUUUGGAAGGCAGUUUGAGAUUCUUAUAUCCUUGAUAUCCAGCCUGAGACACAAUGGAAUCGAAAAACCCUCAAACUGAAGCCAAUGUGAACUUCUUCUUGGCUUUGUUUAAAAAGCUCAGUGAGGAGGAUAAGACUAGCAAUAUUUUCUUCUCCCCCUUCAGCAUCUCCUCAGCCCUGGCCAUGGUGAUGCUGGGGGCCAGGGGUAACACAGCCACACAAAUGUCACAGGCCCUCUGCUUCACAACGGCAAAGCAACCGACGGAGGAAAAACCAAAACCGGUGAUGACGCAGUCUCCAUUGCAAAUGAAAUUGCAAAUGAAGCCUCGAGAGGAGACGAGGCCGCAGCUAAAACAGACUUGUAUGCUGCCACAGUAUCUGAAACAGGUGCUGAAACGUGUCGACGGUGAGGAUGACGUCCACGCUGAUUUUCAAAAACUGUUGAUCGAAUUCAAUAAGACAAAUACUGGAUAUGCCCUUAGUAUUGCCAACAGGUUAUAUGGGGAGCAAACCUACACGUUUGUAAAGGAUUUCCUUGCAGACACCAGGAAGUACUACCAAGCUGAACUGGAGUCUGUGGAUUUUAAGAAAAAUGCAGAGAUGGCAAGGAUUAACAUUAACAGCUGGGUAGAAGAGAAAACACAAGGUAAAAUCAAGAACCUAAUCAAGAACAAACUGAUAGAGGAAACCAAACUGGUGCUGGUCAAUGCCAUCUAUUUCAAAGGCAAAUGGAAGCAAGAGUUCGACAAAGGCUUAACUGUUGAAGCUCCAUUUAGAAUGAAUAAGAAUGACACUAAGCAAGUGAAAAUGAUGCACCAAAAGGGUGAAUUCAAUUUAUUCUCCAUUCCUGAGGUAAACAUUCAGAUCCUAGAGAUGCCUUAUGACGGAAACGAUUUGAGCAUGCUUAUUUUCCUUCCCAAUGAAAUUGAGGAUAACACAACUGGCUUGGAGAAGUUGCAGCGGGAACUCACCUAUAUGAAAAUUAAGGAGUGGACUUCUUCAGACAAGAAGCUUUAUGAGGUCCAAGUGAGCCUGCCUCAAUUCAAGAUGGAAGUGGCGUAUGACUUGGAGAAUGUACUGAUCAGCAUGGGCAUGGUGGAUGCGUUUGACGGUGAAAAGAGUGACUUUUCUGGCAUGUCGGCACAAAAUGACUUGGCAUUGUCAAAAGUCAUCCACAAGGCUUUUGUGGAGGUAAAUGAAGAAGGAACAGAGGCUGCUGGAGCCACCGCUGCCAUUGUUGUAAGAAUUACCUCAGUACGUGAACCUGAAGACCCCAAAAUCUUCAUCGCUGACCACCCCUUCUUCUUCUUUAUCCGAUACAAUCCCUCCAACACGAUCCUGUUUGCUGGUCAAUACACCUCACCUGAGUGAGCUUUGAUUGUGAAUUUCUGCAAUGAAUACAUUUAACAUAACUGUAGCUCUGUAAUUCUAUGAAAUUCCUUUCUUCUGAUUAAUAAAAUCUCUUUUUGACAAAUAAGCAUCUAUGUUCUUCAAAUCAAUAACCAUUAAAUUUAGAAAUGUCAACAAAUCAAUCACAAAGUGGAAAGUCUGUGGGACAUUUUUGGGUUUGUUUUACAUGUUGCCCUCAAAAUGGCAUGGGAACGCAGGAAGUUGA